CGAUCGUCCAAAUACAUACAUACAUACAUUCGUCAAUGUUUUUCACUGAAAUCUGAAGAUUCAUUUGUAAAUCAUACUUCAAAACAUUGUGACGUCAUUACCCAUCCCCCAUCAGCACGCACGUAUUGCUGAUGGGUGCAUGGGUGAUGACGGGGGGAAUCCAUCAUAGCUUGGCUGCUAUGAUGAAGUAGAGUGGACGUCGUGCACGCGCCGUAGUGACCAAGGCGACAACCAAACCUGAUUCCCACUGAUUCACCCCUUGCAUGAAAGAUGGCAGUGUAUCAGUAUAUUUGAGACACUUUGCCCAUUCAAAUGGACUCGGUGGGCUUUGAUUUUGUCAUUAUACGAAACUAAUAUAAUCUAUAUUUUAGUCUGCAAGAAAAUCAUGGCCGCCCUGCGACGUUUGAGAAAGGAAUAUGGAGAUAUUUGUGAAAAUCCAAGUGAACGAUUUACCCUGAAUGCCUGGUCCGAUUCUAACCCAGAUGCGGACGAAAUCGAAUGGCUUGUCAGCAUGGUCGGCCCGAAAAAUACGCCUUAUGAAGGAGGAAUUUUUAAGAUCAAAAUUCGAAUUCCAACCAAAUAUCCCUUUGAAGCUCCUUGUGUAUCCUUCACCACAAAAAUAUUUCACCCCAUUGCUGCCAGCAGUGGUGAUCUGUGUACAUUCUGUCCCAAUAAAAACUGGAGACCGAGCAACAAGAUUCGAAAUGUCAUUGAUGAAGUGUACGAUGCACUAGCGACAUAUACCGAUGAACAGACAAAUAUUUGUCAACUAAAUUUUGAAGUUUACACACAGUUAAGGAAUGACAAAGUCAAGUUUGAUGAAAUCGCGAGGGAAUGGACACUGAAAUAUGCAACCGAACAGGAAUAAUCUAAAUUUAUUUAUAGCUGCAUAAAUAUGUAUAUGCUUCUGUUCAAAAAUAUAUAUACGGUAAUAAUA
Molecule: messenger RNA, 937 nt
Organism: Folsomia candida
Lineage: Eukaryota; Metazoa; Arthropoda; Collembola; Entomobryomorpha; Isotomidae
Product: ubiquitin-conjugating enzyme E2 D2-like
Exons: 6
Coding region: 386-868 (160 amino acids)
Source: RefSeq, a predicted model, not a curated record